UAGGAUGCGGCGUUUAUACCUGUAGCCAAUUUACCUCUAGCGAUGGCGAUGACAUGUCAGGGUUUGAUGGGUACAAAUACGUAGUCUGUAAUUAUUAUCAAGCCGGUAACUACCCUGGUGAACCUCCUUACAAAACCGGAAAAGGAGGAAAGAAAACAACAGGAGGAGAAAAACCAACAGAAGGAGGAACACCAACUGGAGGAUGGGAAACAACAGGAGGAGAAACACCAACGGGUGGAUGGGAGACAACAGGAGAAGGAGGAACACAAACAGGUGGAUGGGAAACAAUAGAAGCGUAAACAACAGGAGGAGAAACUGAUAUGGAGAGUUUCUACUAAAGAAAAAGUCUUUUAAUCAUUAUGCAGAAUAAAUCAGGACUGGAUAAACAGUAAUUACGUAGAAUAAAUCUUCAAAUAAUUG
Mytilus trossulus (common blue mussel) is the source of this 420-nucleotide messenger RNA. RefSeq names its product glycine and tyrosine-rich protein-like. The record is from RefSeq and is a predicted model, not a curated record. The transcript is spliced from 3 exons. Bases 54 to 299 code for a protein of 81 amino acids. NCBI's taxonomy places the organism in Eukaryota, Metazoa, Mollusca, Bivalvia, Mytilida, Mytilidae.